Messenger RNA from Prosopis cineraria, 1188 nucleotides. RefSeq names its product GTP-binding nuclear protein Ran1A. The coding region runs from base 121 to 786 and encodes 221 amino acids. The record is from RefSeq and is a predicted model, not a curated record. Gene Ontology annotation, molecular function: GTPase activity; GTP binding. The transcript has 8 exons. Gene Ontology annotation, cellular component: nucleus; cytoplasm. Lineage: Eukaryota; Viridiplantae; Streptophyta; Magnoliopsida; Fabales; Fabaceae. Gene Ontology annotation, biological process: ribosomal subunit export from nucleus; protein import into nucleus.
CCUCCCCUUUGUUUUUUUGACCAAAUUGAAACCCUCCCUUAUAAGCCAACACAUUGUUCUACACUCUUCCAAGUUCAAAAAAUUGUCUCAAUCCUGCUUGCUUCGCUGCAUUCCUCUGCCAUGGCUUUGCCGAACCAGCAAAUUGUUGAUUAUCCCAGCUUCAAGCUCGUAAUCGUUGGUGAUGGUGGAACUGGCAAGACGACGUUCGUGAAGAGGCAUCUAACUGGAGAAUUUGAGAAGAAAUAUGAACCUACCAUUGGGGUAGAAGUCCAUCCCUUGGAUUUUUUCACAAACUGUGGGAAGAUUCGAUUCUACUGCUGGGAUACAGCUGGACAAGAGAAAUUUGGUGGUCUCAGAGAUGGAUAUUAUAUCCAUGGGCAAUGUGCAAUUAUCAUGUUUGAUGUUACCGCACGACUGACUUACAAAAAUGUCCCCACUUGGCAUCGUGAUCUUUGCCGGGUCUGUGAAAACAUCCCAAUUGUUCUUUGUGGCAACAAGGUUGACGUAAAGAACAGGCAGGUGAAAGCAAAGCAAGUUACUUUCCACCGGAAGAAGAAUUUGCAGUACUAUGAGAUUUCAGCAAAGAGUAACUACAAUUUUGAGAAGCCUUUCCUGUACCUUGCCAGGAAACUUGCUGGUGAUCCUAAUUUGCACUUCGUAGAAUCUCCUGCCUUGGCUCCACCGGAAGUUCAGAUUGAUCUGGCUGCACAGCAACAGCACGAGGCAGAGCUUGCUCAAGCUGCUAUUCAACCCCUUCCAGACGACGACGACGACGCAUUUGAGUAAAAUUCGCGUCCAAUACUGCGGAGCAUAUUUUCAUAGACUUGGCGUCUGUGAAACUUUCUCCAUACACGCUGCUAUUUGUGUAUGAUGCUAAGAUAUAUGUUUUUUUGGGUUUGUACCAUUGAUAUUUGAGGGUAUGAAAUUUACCUUUUGAUUUUUUUUUUAUCUUAAAAACAAAAUUUAGCAUCACAUCAGCCAUAUUCCUGGAAGUUUAUUGGCUAGAUCUCGCUAUCGAUUGAACGGAUGUACAGCCAAACCCUUGUUCUGUUAUGGGGAACACGCGGAUAUUUGUGCACGAAGGUUGAGUACAUUGCGGGAUGUGAGCCUUAUGUUAGCUGACAUUGUGUUGCCCAAAAUAGUACUUCCCCGUCUUUCAUUUUUUUUUAAUAACCACCUUCGUACUUA